AUGCAAAUCUGCAAGGUAUUUCUUACUCAGUCUAAAAAACUAUUUUUUGUGGGUCUUCUACUUUGCUUGAUAGCUCAAACAUGUUGGCUUGCACUUGUACGUCAUCAGAGGCAGUUGAGCCUAGAUUCGUAUUUUUUGGAGAGAUCUCGAGAAGUUUCAUCAAGAUAUGAUUCUACGAGAAAGCGACAUAUGAACCAGAUGCUGAAACUAUCUAGCAACACAUAUAGUGACGAACCGCUGAACGAGAACAAAGAUAGAGAAAAUCGAAAAGAGAAUGCUACAUUGCUAAUGCUUGUGCGUAAUUGGGAACUUUCGGGGGCACUCCGUUCCAUGAGAUCACUGGAAGAUCGUUUUAAUAAAGACUACCAGUAUGACUGGACAUUUCUUAACGAUGUCCCCUUUGAUGAAGAGUUCAUCGAGGCCACCACUGCCAUGGCUAGUGGUAAAACACAAUACGCUUUAAUCCCAGCGGAGGACUGGAACAGGCCAUCUUGGAUCAACGAAACUCUAUUUGAGGAGGCUUUACAAUUAAUGGAGGAAAAAAAUAUCUUGUACGGUGGGUCAAAGUCAUAUAGAAAUAUGUGCCGCUUUAAUUCCGGCUUUUUCUUUAGACAAAAGAUAUUAGAUCAGUAUGAUUUCUAUUUCAGAGUUGAGCCAGAUGUGGAGUAUUUUUGCGAUUUUCCUUAUGAUCCAUUUAGGGUGAUGAGGCAAAAUAAUAAGAAAUAUGGCUUCGUGAUAACUAUGUAUGAAUAUGAAGAUACAAUUCCGAGCCUAUGGGAAGCUGUAGAAGAAUAUUUGGAGGAGACAGAGUCGAAAGAUGUUGACAUGGAAAACAACGCUUUUGGAUUCAUUUCGAAUUUCGAUUUUAUCGGUAAAUCAUUUGGUGUCAUUGAUAGUAACAGCGGCUAUAAUUUAUGUCAUUUUUGGACAAAUUUUGAAAUUGGUGAUUUGAAUUUUUUCAGAAGUGAGAAAUACAUCAGAUUUUUCGAGUACUUGGAUUCGAAGGGCGGUUUUUACUAUGAAAGGUGGGGAGACGCACCAGUUCAUUCGAUUGCUGUCUCACUCUUUUUGAAAAAAGACGAAAUCAUUCAUUUUGAUGAACUAGGCUAUAAACAUAUGCCGUUUGGCACAUGCCCAUCUGCAUACUACUUGAGACUUCAACAAAGAUGUCUCUGUGAUAGUAAUCACCCCGACAAUAUUGAUCUCAAUGUCAUUAGCUGUUUAAGAAGAUGGUGGAAGGACGGCAGCGGUAAAUACUUCCUCAAGCAUGAUGCAUAA
Saccharomyces paradoxus is the source of this 1278-nucleotide messenger RNA. It is a transcript of the gene KTR2, whose product is annotated as mannosyltransferase KTR2. Bases 1 to 1278 code for a protein of 425 amino acids. Gene Ontology annotation, biological process: protein N-linked glycosylation; cell wall mannoprotein biosynthetic process. Gene Ontology annotation, cellular component: Golgi apparatus; membrane. The record is from RefSeq and is a predicted model, not a curated record. Gene Ontology annotation, molecular function: alpha-1,2-mannosyltransferase activity. Lineage: Eukaryota; Fungi; Ascomycota; Saccharomycetes; Saccharomycetales; Saccharomycetaceae. The transcript has a single exon.